AUGGGGAAACUAAUAAUCACGGAGCUAGCCCUGGUACUUCUCAUCUCUAUUGGACUCGCAAAUCGUCUGCAAGUUGACCUUGAUAUUCAUCUUGGUGAUGGUGAUACUGUGGGAAUUGACGAGAAUUCGGGAGCCACUUCCAUCCCCGAAGUGGCAGACCUUCCGACUGUGAACCUGCACUAUGAGCGCCACAAGGCAUCGCCUCCCAUCAGGUACGGUCAAAACUUUUACAAUUUUAGCAACAUCCCGUACGCUCAACAGCCAGUCAAAAAGCUUCGCUUCAAAAAAGCUGAACCACUCGAAGGGGUUGAUGGCGAACUUCCAGAGAACGACGGCCAGAACACAGUUGUGUGUCCUCAGGAACAAGUCGGUUGGCUCCCAUUCGCACAGGAAUUUUUAGCAGACUACUUGGAAAGGAACAACGAGCUUGCCGAGAAAUGGAGCCAUCCGAUCACUGCAGAGAAUAAUUACACUUGGUCCGACGAGCUUCCUCCAGUUCCGAACAUGAGCGAAAGCUGUCUGACUCUUGAUGUGAUGGUUCCGAAACGAGUCUACAAUAAACUUGAAAGCGGCGAUGACAUCCAACCCGACAAUGAGUCGGACUUUAUUUUUGUCUCGGUCAAUUACCGACUCGGCGCCUUUGGCUUCUUAGCGGGCAAGAGCUUCGAAGACGCAGGCGGCUUUGAGAAUGCCGGUUUUUCUGAUCAAGUUGUUGCUCUGGACUGGGUCCAAAAGAAUAUUGGCCGUUUUGGCGGUGAUCCUGGAGAGGUCACUGUAAUGGGACAGUCUGCUGGUGCGAGUUCUAUCUUGCACCACCUCGUUUCAUAUGGUGGGGACGAGAGUCCGCCUGGCUCUUCCAGCCCAGCCUUCAAGCGGGCUAUCCUACAGAGUCCCCCAUUCUUCCCGAAUGUGAAGCGCUCUCAGAUGGAAGACACUUACCAAAGCUUCCUCAGGGAAGCAAAUGUGAAAGACUUUCAAGAACUUCAAAACGCGAGAUCGGAAGACUUGAUCCGAGCCAACAGGAAAACUACGUUUGAGUCCCCAUACGGCCGGUUCAACUAUGGAGCUGUGAAAGAUGACAGCUUUGUGGCGGCGCCCCCUGCCUUGCUCCUGAAAUAUGGUCAUUUUUGGUCUGCAAAGGAUGUUAUGGUCUCAUAUAACCGUGCCGAAGGGUUGCUCUUUACGCCGCCUUGGCUUCAGACCCAAGAUACGCUCCGGAAACAUGUCCGAGAAGCAUAUCCAGGGUUCCCUACACCGGAACUUGAUUACGCUAUGGAGCUUUAUCCUAUUGACAAAGAGGCAGCAGCGAAGCAACAGGUUGGGAACGCUUCAUGGCUGAUAGGCGACCUUGGCGUUGACUGUAAUGCAUAUGCCGUUCGAAAUGCAUAUCCUGGUGCUUUUGAAUACCACUUCAACCUGUGGCCAGGUCUCCAUGGCCGAGAUACCAACUAUACUUUUGGCCCCCAAGACAAGCUCAAUGUGAACCAAGCUCAAGGAGCACGAAUGCGCCGCUACAUCACAUCCUUCGUCAAACAUGGAGAUCCGUCCGUAGCGAUAUUGAAGGCCGAUCCGAGCUUUCAUCCCUGGCGUAAUGAAAAACAAGCCAUGACGUUCGGCGAAGGAAAACCACUCUUCCUCCUCGACGACUUUUACGGCAUGCGAUCAGAUACCCUCAACGCCACGAGAUGCGACUUCUGGGGUUAUGCUCCGUACUGGGCAGGCCCGGAUGAUGUGUACAGGAAAGGCAUCGUCCAGCAACAGGACGGGGAAUGGCAUCAAGGAUUGUGA
Messenger RNA from Endocarpon pusillum Z07020, 1788 nucleotides. RefSeq lists its product as uncharacterized. Bases 1 to 1788 code for a protein of 595 amino acids. The record is from RefSeq and is a predicted model, not a curated record. The transcript is spliced from 5 exons. Lineage: Eukaryota; Fungi; Ascomycota; Eurotiomycetes; Verrucariales; Verrucariaceae.